Corythoichthys intestinalis (scribbled pipefish) is the source of this 1316-nucleotide messenger RNA. It is a transcript of the gene hmgb1a, whose product is annotated as high mobility group box 1a. The transcript is spliced from 5 exons. Bases 160 to 789 code for a protein of 209 amino acids. Gene Ontology annotation, cellular component: nucleus. Gene Ontology annotation, molecular function: DNA binding, bending. The record is from RefSeq and is a predicted model, not a curated record. Lineage: Eukaryota; Metazoa; Chordata; Actinopteri; Syngnathiformes; Syngnathidae. Gene Ontology annotation, biological process: regulation of transcription by RNA polymerase II.
CGCCGACCAAUGGCGAGCGAGCUCCGUCGAGAGUAAUGUUAGAGAACGGAGGAGUGAAGACACUGCGUGAUUCGCUUCACACAACAGCCAUUGCCUAGUAUUGAGAACCCAGUCACAGUCGCUCGAUUUAGUUUGGCUUCAGGUGUUUUCCGUGCCAGGAUGAGGAAAGAUCCGGCAAAGCCGCGAGGCAAGAUGUCCUCGUAUGCCUACUUUGUGCAGACGUGCCGGGAGGAGCACAAAAAGAAGCAUCCCGACGCAUCAGUCAACUUCGCUGAAUUCUCCAAGAAGUGCUCCGAGAGAUGGAAGACCAUGUCCCCCAAGGAGAAAGGCAAGUUCGAGGACCUGGCCAAGCAGGACAAGACUCGCUACGAGCGGGAAAUGAUGAACUACGUGCCUGCCCGCGGCGGAAAGAAGAAGAAGUUCAAGGACCCCAAUGCCCCCAAGAGACCUCCGUCGGCCUUCUUCAUCUUCUGCUCCGAGUACCGUCCCAAAGUGAAGGGCGAGAGUCCAGGCCUGACUAUUGGUGACGUGGCAAAGAGGCUGGGCGAGAUGUGGAACGGGACCUCAGCCGAAAACAAGCAGCCCUUCGAGAAGAAGGCCGCCAAACUCAAAGAGAAAUACGAGAAGGAUGUGGCAGCAUACCGCGCCAAGGGCAAGGUGGGCGGUGGCGCAGCCCCGGCAGCCAAAGCGGCAGCCAAAGCAGAGAAGGACGAUGACGAUGAUGACGAGGAGGAAGAAGAUGAGGAGGAUGAAGAUGAGGAAGAAGACGACGACGAUGACGACGAGUAGUUGGUUGGUUAGUCGGCCGGGCGGCCAUCGUGUUUGUAAAGCAUUUAAGACGCCCCGUGUACACAGUUCACUUCAAAAACAACAAAAGCAAAUCCAUUAGUUGCAUUGAAGGGCGAUGGGUUGUUGAGGGGUGGGGUUAAAUGGAAAAAAAACUGCAGAAAAAGGCUGUGUAUAUCACUUGUUUUUAUGCUGUACAGUUUGUUUCUCCUUUUUGUAUAGUUAACACUACACACGUCUGGUGUCCGUGUCCUCCUUUCUCCUCGUCUUCCUCCUCUACCAGGGGGUCGGCAGGCGCUGGCUUACAGUAUUUAGCCUAGCUAGACGUGCACAGCACAUAAAAAAAAAAGAUGAACGUUAGAUUUCUUCGUGUUUUACUGUGGUUUUGUUUUUUCGCCGUUGAACGUAUCACUUUUACUGAUCUUUAUGUACCACUGUUAUAGCAACACCAGAUGAAAUGGAGAAGAAAAACGCCUCGUUUAUUGUUAAAGUUUAAAUUGCUUCUGAUGUCAAUAAACAUUUUUUUGUAA